CAUCCUUCAUUUUGGAGUUGAAUGCAUUAGGAGCAGAAAAGAAGUUGUUCCGCCUCUUCAGAGUUACCACCAGAAUGGCUGCUGCUUCAGCUCUUUUCUUGAUGAUGACCGUGUUCGUCUUUGUUGGUCUGCAGUGUUCUCCGGUGACGGGGUUCGACUACCAAGUCGGAGGGGCCGAUGGCUGGGUCGUCCCUCCUGCGAAUGACAGCAAGGUCUACAAUGACUGGGCUUCCGAGAACCGGUUCCGACCUGGCGACACCCUCCGCUUUAAGUACAAGAAGGAUUCGGUGAUGGAAGUGAGCGAAGCUGAGUACAAGAAGUGCAAUUCCACCCGUCCGAGCUUCUUCUCCAACACUGGUAACACGGUCUAUGCUCUCAACCAGUCGGGGCCUUUCUACUUCAUCAGCGGAGUCUCUGGCCACUGCCAGAGGGGACAGCGCAUGAUCGUGAAGGUGCUGUCUUCCGAGGAGUCCGAGGCAAGCAGCGGAAGUAGAAGUUCGUCAUCCUCCUCUCCUUCUUCUGCUUCCUAUGCUUCCUAUGCUGCUGAUUUCUCUAAGCUCGGGUUCCUUCUGUAUGUUCUGUCCUAUGUUGCUUCCCGUCUGUUCUAGUUUUCUUUGUAAGGUUCGGCACUGCUUCAGGUGUUCCGUGUCUUUUCUAGUCUUCAGUUUGUCCAUUUUGUUUAUCCGUAGGUCUGGAUAUUACAAGAACUUUGUUUCAGAUUGUUCUGUUACGUACCGCUUGAAACUACUAUGAUGAUAGUAUUGUUCCAC
Molecule: messenger RNA, 770 nt
Organism: Rhodamnia argentea
Lineage: Eukaryota; Viridiplantae; Streptophyta; Magnoliopsida; Myrtales; Myrtaceae
Product: mavicyanin-like
Exons: 2
Coding region: 75-608 (177 amino acids)
Cellular component (GO): plasma membrane
Molecular function (GO): electron transfer activity
Source: RefSeq, a predicted model, not a curated record